This is a messenger RNA of Pseudopodoces humilis (Tibetan ground-tit), 2451 nucleotides long. RefSeq names its product plakophilin 3 (gene PKP3). Gene Ontology annotation, cellular component: nucleus; plasma membrane; adherens junction. The record is from RefSeq and is a predicted model, not a curated record. Gene Ontology annotation, biological process: cell-cell adhesion. NCBI's taxonomy places the organism in Eukaryota, Metazoa, Chordata, Aves, Passeriformes, Paridae. Gene Ontology annotation, molecular function: protein binding.
AUGCAGGAGACUAACGCCUUCCUGCUGUCGGCCCUGCAGCCCGAGGCCGGUGUCUGCUCCCUGGCCUUGCCCUCGGACCGGCAGCUGGACGAGCGUGGCCGGGAGGCGGCCGAGGCCCAGCGGCUGCGCAGCGCCCGUGUCCAGGAGCAGGUCCGCAUCCGCAUGAUGCUGCGGGGGCAAGCGCCCGCCCGCCCCGAGGAGCUCGCCGACGGCACCAGAGGUGGUCACUACAGCUCGACCCUGCGCUCCUCCUUCAGCUCCCGCUCCCAGAGCAAUGGUGUGGACGCCAAAGCCUCGCUGUACCAGCCGCUGGCCAAGAAGGAUUUUGGCACGCUGCGGGGCAGCGGCUGGUCCUCGCGCUCCGCCGUGGACCUCACCCCGCACAAGCGCAUGGCCACCAUCAGCAACGGGGGCCUGGCCAAGGGCCGCGCCUACGCCGCCGGCUACGCGGCCUCGCAGGUGGCCACCGCCUCGCCGCGGCCUAGCUCCUUCCACGAGCGCAACUUCCGCUGCCGGCAGAACCUGGACACGCUGUCGCUGCGCUCCCUGCGCCUGGCCGACGGGCACCUCCCGCUCGCCGAUGACCGCUACAGCGUCCUGUCGGAGCAGCUGGACGCGCCGGGGCACCGGCAGCUCUACAAGAGCCAGGCUGGCGGCGGAUUCGGCCGCUCCUUCACCUUCGAGCGGCAGCUGAGCUCCGGCACGGCCGGCAAGGCUGGCUGCGACUGGCUGGACGGUGCCGAGGGGCCGCCGAGCCGCACCAUCCGUGCGCCCGCCAUGCGCACGCUGCAGCGCUUCCAGAGCAACAACCGCUCGCGGCUGAGCACCGGCUCCUUCGGCACGGUGCCGGCCGCAGGCAGCGGCGCCUUCCUGGGGCUGGGGGAGCACAGCUCCCGCGCCCCCUCCGUGCGCAGCCUGGCCGAGUCCGGCCAUCACCUUGCGGAGCCGCGCGCCAUGGAGAUGUACAAUGGGCACAGCACGCUGCUCGGACACCACGCCGGCGGGUUUGAUGACAUCGACCUGCCCUCAGCAGUGAAGUACCUGAUCGCCAGCGACCCCAACCUGCAGGUGCUGGGCGCUGCCUACCUGCAGCACAAGUGCUACAGUGACAGCAGUGCCAAGAAGCAGGCCCGCAGCCUGCAGGCCAUGCCCAAGCUGGUGAAGCUGUUCAACAGCCCGAACCAGGAGGUGCAGCGCCACGCCACCGGCGCCAUGCGCAACCUCAUCUACGACAACGCCGAGAACAAGCUGGCUCUGGUAGAGGAGAAUGGCAUCUACGAGCUCAUGCGCACCCUGCGGGAGCCCGACGACGAGCUCCGCAAGAACGUCACAGGGAUCCUGUGGAAUCUGUCCUCCAGCGACAACCUGAAGGAUCGCCUGGCCCGGGACACGCUGGAGCAGCUUACAGACCUGGUCCUGGUCCCUCUCUCUGGGCUGGGGGGCUCGGGUGUCAUCCAGCAGAACCCCUCAGAGGCAGAAAUCUUUUAUAACUCCACAGGCUUUCUCAGGAACCUGAGCUCUGCCAGCCAGCAGACCCGGCAGAAGAUGCGUGAGUGCCACGGGCUGGUGGACUCUAUGAUCCACUACGUGAACAGCUCCCUGGAGGUGGGGAAGUCGGAGGACAAGAGUGUGGAGAACGCUGUCUGUGUCCUGCGCAACCUCUCCUACCGCCUGUACGACGAGAUGCCCCCGUCCUCGCUCCAGCGCCUCGAGGGCCACCGGAGGAACGCGGGCGGCACGGUGACGGGGGAGCUGGUGGGCUGCUUCAGCCCCCAGAGCAAGAAAGCCCGUGAGCACUACCUGAACGCGGACAUCGUCACCUUCACGGAGGUCUCCAAGGACCCCAAGGGCAUGGAGUGGCUCUGGAACCCGCAGAUCGUGGGCAUCUACAACCGGCUGCUGCAGCGCUGCGAGCUCAACAAGCACACGACGGAGGCGGCCUCGGGCGCCCUGCAGAACAUCACAGCCGGGGACCGCAGGUGGGCGGGUGUGCUGAGCCGGCUGGCGCUGGAGCAGGAGCGCAUCCUGAACCCCGUGCUGGACCGCGUCCGCACCGCUGACCACCACCAGCUGCGCUCCCUCACCGGCCUCAUCCGCAACCUGUCCCGCCAUGCCCGCAAUAAGGAUGAGAUGUCCACCAAGGUGGUCAGCCACCUGAUCGAGAAGCUGCCAGGGAGUGUUGGGGACAAGGCUCCGCCUGCCGAUGUCAUCGUGAACAUCAUCGCGGUGCUCAACAACCUGGUGGUGGAGAGCCCCAUGGCCGCCCGUGACAUCGUCUACUUUGACGGCCUCAGGAAGCUCUUCUUCAUCAAGAAGCGGCGGGACAGCUCGGACAAUGAGAAGUCCUCCCGAGCUGCUGCCAGCCUCCUGGGGAACAUGUGGCAGUACACCAAGCUCCACCGGGACUUCAAGAUGAAGGGGUACCGGAAGGAGGACUUCCUCAGCCUGUGA